CUACUUUGACUUUUCGAGUCAACAAAUUCUCCAUCCAUUUCACUUCUGCUGAAGAAAUCAAUGUGGAGACACACGCCAAGUGGGUCCCUGUUCGAGCCCUAAAUCUGCACAUACCAUUUUCAUCUGCAAGUGUGAAUCAUGCGGGUUUUAUUGUAGGAAUAUGCGAAGAUGAAGUUUAAUUUGACGUUUUUGGUUGCUCUGUUUCUUAUCUCAGUCGUAGUUCACUGCGCUGACCCCGAUCCCGUGGUGAAGAAGAAUCCAAAUGAUGGUUUAGGUUCUGAAACAACAACAACAACAACAACAUCAAACCCAAAACCAAAAGUUAGUUUGAAUGAGAAAUCAAGCGCAUCAGGCUCUAAUCUAGAAUCUAAGCAAGCAGAUCCACUGGAGAAGCCCAAAGUUUCAAAUGAUAUUCAAAAUCCGACAGUUGAUAAGGCUAAGAUUAAGAGUGUUCCAAGUAAGCCAUUAGGGGAUAAAGAAGCAGGUAAUGUGCAAAAGGAUUCUAAAGAUAAGGAGGUGGUAGAUGAUGUGGAUAAGAAAACUAAAGCAUAUAAAGGGGAAGAAGAAUUCAAGAAGUUGCCUAAAGAGGAUAAUUUGGCAUCCAUGAGGAUAGGACAAUGUGAUUCAUCUUUCAAGUGCACAAUUGGUAAUGAUGAUAAGAAUCAUGGAAUGGUUGCUUGUUUAAGUGUUCCUGGAGAUGAGUCUACAGAAGUUUCCCUUUUAAUCCAGAACAAGGGAAAGGGGUUACUUGUUGUGGAUAUUACUGCUCCUGAAUUUGUUCGCCUAGAUAAAACAAAUGUUCAAAUCCAAGAAAAUGAUGACCAAAAGGUUAUGGUUUCUAUAGGAGAUGGAAAAACCGAAAAAUUUAUAACCCUAAAAACACUUAAAGGCAGUUGUGAUCUUGACUUUAUGGAUUUUCUUACACAUAACCCCAUGAAAAAGUCAAACUACAUGUCACGGUUGACUUUGACCAAUCUGUUCAAACGGACACCAUUUGUUGGAGUCAUAUCAUUAGCUUUUGUGGUGGUGAUAGUGUCUGUGAUGGCGUGUGUGACAUAUCAAAGAAGAAGAUUAAUGAUGAACAAUGGUGGUGCAGCAGCAAAAUAUCAAAAAUUGGAUGCUGGGCUUCCGGUUUCAGGUGGGCCCAAGAUGGAUUUUGACCAAAACCAAAAAGAUGGAUGGAAUGAUAAUUGGAGUGAUGAUUGGGAUGAUGUUGAAGCGCCAAAUACACCUUCCACAAUGCCUCUUACUCCAAGCAUAUCUUCUGCUGGUGUUUCUUCAAGACGAGUUAACAAAGAUGCUUGGAAAGAUUAGACUUAAAAACAAGAUUUUUUUUUCUUUUUGGUUCGUUUAGAUUAUUUUUGUGUAUCAUUUUUCCAUGAAAAACUGUAUUUUUUUUUUUUUUUAAAGAAUUUCAGAAUCUUGGAUAUUUGAUUCAGUUAUUUUGUUGUGCUA
Messenger RNA from Lactuca sativa (garden lettuce), 1455 nucleotides. RefSeq lists its product as uncharacterized. The record is from RefSeq and is a predicted model, not a curated record. NCBI's taxonomy places the organism in Eukaryota, Viridiplantae, Streptophyta, Magnoliopsida, Asterales, Asteraceae.